AAUCGAACCAGCGAGGUCGUCGCUUCACGUGCGAGAAGGCGCUUUCAUGACCAUCACCGCCUACACACACCUCGAGUCGCUCCUUCUCUUUCAAGCUCUUCGCCACGAAGGUGUUAACACCAUCAGCUUUAAUCGCAUCUCGGAGCAAUUGAAAAGUGUGCCCUUGAUACGCAAUGAUCCCGCCUUCGAUGCUGGUCGCUUGAGUCCCGAUGCGCUUCGUGAGCUAUACCUGGGUUUGCUGAAGGAAGAGGUCAAACACGACCUCGAACAGCAGCAGAAUGCUGAGAAACACCUUACCAAUGGCAACGCUUCGCCGAGCAGCCGCAAGCGCAAGAUGGCGAGCCCAGUGCUGCCCACUGUCCACGAAGCGGCGCAGCAUUCGCACCUGAUCCCGCAGUUGGUAUUCCGACUCUAUUCCAGAUAUCGUGACAACGCCAUACUGAAGAUCAAGGGUUAUGAAAGCAGAUAUGCAGAGGGAAAGCAGUAUAUUGAGGACGUGGAAGCUGGGCUUUGGGAUGAGCGACUGCAGAGGGAAGACAGUGCGAGGCGUGUUCAAGAACGUGCAGCUGCCCAAGCCCAGAGUCCGAAGGCCUCUCCCAAGCCUUCAUCCACUGCUCACACGCAGCCCGUACUGGCUUGGCCAGACCGUGCUCGGACUCCCUCAGCAAAUGCCAGUCCGGUCCUUCCAAAGCAGCCGGAUGGUAGCGCGCAAGCUCCACCAAAGCGAUAUUCCCAGGCGAAAAUUGAUGCCGUGAUCAACCAUGGGCCGGAACCACAGGACGGUCCAGGUGGCCAUGCCAGAGCAUCUUCGAACACAAAACUGCCUCCAUUGUCAGAGAUGGCGCCUCAGUCACCUCGUUUUGGCAUUCCGCCAAAUAUCUCAAGCCACAUACCUCAGCAGAUGCAGGCCGUGCCUGCGCAUACACACGCUCCGAAUCACAACUUUGGUCAGACACCUCCAGGUGGGCACCGCUCUCCAUAUGGGUCGCAUCAUGGACAUCCGCGUCAAAGCUCGAUGAGCAGCCCUCAGGUACAGCAAUCUCUUUCUAGGCCAUCCUCGUCACCUCGACCUAUAUUGCCUCCUCCACCAGGUAUGUCUCUACCGCCACCGUCGCCGGUGAUGCACACGGGCUCGCCCAGCCAGCAUCAAUACGCCGUUCCAAUGCAGCAGCAACAACACUACCAGCAUCAACAUCACCCUUCUUCCAAAUCACCUGCUGGGCCUUACCAAGGCUCUCAACUGCCUCCGCACGCCAGUGGCUACUAUCAGCCGCCUCCGACGCAGCAACAGCCACCAUAUCAGGAUCGCAGACAACCGUAUCAGCCACAGCAUCCGCAAACACCGACGUAUCCUCACCAGACGCAACACACAACUCUCAUGCAACCACAUCAGAGCCAUAUGCCCGCAGGCGGUUUCAUGCAGCCGUUCCAAGUCGCUCCCCAAGAUCCGUCUCGGCCGGUGCAUCAUCAACCGCUAAGGUCCAAUCAACCGCCCGUUCUACAUUCACAGAUCGCCUCCACGUAUGUUGCACAAUCGCACGGUACUCCCGCAACCGCUCCGCGCUUGGCGAUACAACCAAGUCGAAAGAUGCAAGAUGUCCUAAGUAUGCUUGCCACUCCACCCAGGCGCAGGGUGAAGCCACUCUGGAAGGAAAAGUAUCAGCCGUCACCAUUGAUGCCAUCAGCAGAGAAGCCCAGACCUGCGAUUGAGCCAUUGAGCCCUACGCAAGAACGCACAGUUCCAGCUCGAUUGGUUCGUAGUCACCGUGGCCAUGAGGUGCCUUCUGUGGAGGAACCGGUACAAACAUACCCGCCCCCCAAAAUCAGGGCUCAGAGACGCAAAGGCAAUCACCGUGAUAAAAGUCCAGGAGGUCAUAGUGUGGUAUCCUCGACUGCUGACGACUCGCAUCGUGCUCGCACUCGAAGUCAAUCUGUUAGCACCGCAGCUGGUGCCAACCCAGGCUCUGAUGAUCGCCCACCUAGUCGUAGCGGUGUAAAGACGGAGUCGUUGACACCAGCAGAUACCUUUGACGAUGCAGCAGCUCUCUCCGCGACUCCUGCAUCUGCUAGGGUCACCCGUAAGCGACGUGGCACUUUGCAAAGUCAGCAUCAACCAGGAGCCAAACGCAAGAGACAGGAGUCCCCGGGCAGAACAGAGGACGUUGAAAGUUCAACACCUGUACCACGUAGCAAUACUGUCAUCGCUACACGCAACUUCAACAAGAUGUCGUCUGCCAUCAUGAGCGAUAUUCAGAGUCACAAACACGCCACUUACUUCGCCGGGCCAGUACGAGACAAAGAUGCUCCGGGCUACAGCGAUAUCGUACGUCAAACGCAGAAUCUCAAGGCCAUCAAGGCUGCGAUCACAGCUGGAGCCCAUGUCGUCAAAGCGGCGGCAUCAAGCACAGAUUCGCCGUCAGAAGCGGUCGGUGCGAAUUCUAGCACUGUAGAACUCGAGCGGACUGUAGACACGAUCCCGCCUAAGGUUAUUGUCAAUGGCGCGCAGUUGGAGAAGGAGCUAAUGCGCAUGUUUGCCAAUGCCUACAUGUUCAACCCGGGCGAAGAUGGCAUGGCAUUGUCUACGAAGGAAAUGUUUGACGAAGUAGAGCAGAAAAUCUCGGAAUGGCGUGGUACCGAGCGUGCAGCCGAUGACGAUGAUGAAGGCAAAGGCAAGCGAAGGAAAGUGUAGCAUAGAAGCUAAUAAAAGGUAGACGCUGAACCACCACCUUUGGAAGUUCGCCUUGAGGCGAAUUGCUUCGGCGCAGCGCAGCUCAUACCUUGUGUUCCCGGCUACGUUGUACCGUACUUUUACGU
Molecule: messenger RNA, 2814 nt
Organism: Sphaerulina musiva SO2202
Lineage: Eukaryota; Fungi; Ascomycota; Dothideomycetes; Mycosphaerellales; Mycosphaerellaceae
Exons: 1
Coding region: 47-2689 (880 amino acids)
Cellular component (GO): NuA4 histone acetyltransferase complex
Molecular function (GO): protein binding
Source: RefSeq, a predicted model, not a curated record